CGCCCCGCCUCGGCCCGCGCGCGCCAUGGCCUGCCGGCCGCGAAGCCCCCCCCGGUGCGGGAGCCGCUGCGACGGCGACGCCAGCCCGCCGCCCCCCGCGAGAUGGAGCCUCGGCCGGAAGCGCAGAGCCGACGGGAGGCGCAGGAAGCCGGAGGACGCCGAGGGCCCCGCGAGGCCGGCGGGCGACCGCAGACCCGACAGCUUUACCACUCCUGAAGGCCCUAAGCCCAGUUCUAGAUGUUCAGAUUGGGCAAGUGCAGUUGAAGAAGACGAGAUGAGGACCAGAGUUAACAAAGAAAUUGCAAGAUAUAAAAGAAAACUCCUCAUAAAUGAUUUUGGAAGAGAGAGAAAAUCAUCAUCGGGAAGUUCUGAUUCGAAGGAGUCUGUGUCUUCAGUGCCAGCCGACUUAGAGACAGAUGAAAGUGUCCUGAUGAGAAGACAGAAACAGAUCAACUAUGGAAAGAAUACCAUUGCCUAUGAUCGCUAUAUUAAAGAAGUCCCAAGACACCUUCGACAGCCUGGCAUUCAUCCCAAGACCCCCAACAAAUUUAAGAAGUAUAGUCGACGAUCGUGGGACCAGCAAAUCAAACUCUGGAAGGUGGCUCUGCAUUUUUGGGAUCCUCCAGCUGAAGGAGGAUGUGAUUCGCAAGAAAUACAUCCUGUAGACCUCGGGGAAAUGGAGACGGAAUCUGUGGAAAGCAGCUCCGAGUCCCAAGCGAGCUCUCAGGAUAACUUCGAUGUGUACUCUGGCACACCCACCAAAGUUAGACACGUGGACUGCCAAGUGGGGGACGAGUUUGAUUUGGAAGCUUGUCUAACUGAACCCUUGAAAGACUUCCCAACCAUGAGCUAACUGGUGCCACCUGGAGGCCACUGAAAGCAAGAGUCGCCUCCACCUGCCCAGGUGGAGGGCCAGCUAAGCAUGCGUCGUACAUUGUUAACUGGAUGGUUUCUGUUAAUAGUUCAUUAUCUCACGGUGAAUUGUUAUUCUUGCCUUAUUUUCUUAAGAAACAUUAAUUUUAUGUAUAGUGAGUGUAUUUUGCAUGUUUUAACUUGUAAAUGGAACUAAAUCCAAGCAAAACUGAACCUGAAGCAAUCUUGCAACAAACUUAAUUGCUUAAUCCCUACCAUCUUUUAAGUUAGCCUGACCAAGCAUACUUUAACUGGUGUUCCAUGAGUAUUUUAGACAUUAAGUUCCCACUUGUCAGAUGGCUGGUUUGCGUUUAACCAUAUGUUCAUGGGACCAAACUAGCAUCAGCUUUCUUUAAAGUAUUCUCAGAAUCAGAUACCUUUAGUAUCUUUAUGGAAACUUAAUUUUUGGCUUUUUGUCAGUAUGUCUAGGUGUGUUGUUUUCCUCAGACAGAGCACUGAAUAGUCAAAGGUAUUAAAUUGAGCUAAGUUAAUGGAUUUUAUGUAAGUUACACAGUCUUAAUUUGGUACUUGUAAAUAGCACUAAGUCGGCCUUCUACCUAUAAUUCUCCAAGAGUUAAGGCAGCAGAAGGAUUUAGUAAGAACUUUUUUUUUUUUACAAUCAGUUAAUUUACCAUGUAAAAUUGCUGUAAAUGAUAAUGUGUACAGGUUUCUGUUCAAAUAUUCAAUUGUAAACUUCUUGUUAAGACUGUUAUGUUUCUUUCGCUUUUGUAUGGAAUGACAUUGCAAAAAUAAAAAGAAAAGAACUUUC
This is a messenger RNA of Diceros bicornis minor, 1681 nucleotides long. RefSeq names its product stem-loop histone mRNA binding protein (gene SLBP). Bases 26 to 853 code for a protein of 275 amino acids. Gene Ontology annotation, molecular function: mRNA binding; histone pre-mRNA stem-loop binding. NCBI's taxonomy places the organism in Eukaryota, Metazoa, Chordata, Mammalia, Perissodactyla, Rhinocerotidae. The record is from RefSeq and is a predicted model, not a curated record. The transcript is spliced from 8 exons. Gene Ontology annotation, biological process: mRNA 3'-end processing by stem-loop binding and cleavage; mRNA transport. Gene Ontology annotation, cellular component: cytoplasm; histone pre-mRNA 3'end processing complex.